Apis dorsata (giant honeybee) is the source of this 6342-nucleotide messenger RNA. RefSeq lists its product as uncharacterized. Gene Ontology annotation, molecular function: protein binding. The transcript has 14 exons. The record is from RefSeq and is a predicted model, not a curated record. Bases 71 to 5971 code for a protein of 1966 amino acids. Gene Ontology annotation, biological process: sodium ion transmembrane transport. Gene Ontology annotation, cellular component: membrane. NCBI's taxonomy places the organism in Eukaryota, Metazoa, Arthropoda, Insecta, Hymenoptera, Apidae.
AUUCUCUUUCCAAUGGGUAAGCAAGUGAUCACACACACUAAUAUAUUGAAGAUCGGCAGUGAAUUGGUGAAUGCACGCAUCGAACUUUCCUUGCCGUUGUUCGUUCUUUCUUCAGUGCGUGCCUAACGUGAAUAACCUAUUAAUCAAAAUGAUUUCAAAUGAAGAUGGUGAUUUGAUCGAUCUUGGAAACGAUAAUUGUGUAUCACGAGUAUCGAUUCAAGAAUCAUUAUCCGAUGAGCAAGAACAUCUUCUCGAUGUGUGUCCGCCAAAAUUAGAACAGGCAUUAUCAUUAACUAGAAAACAAGAACAAAUACAAUGUAUAAAUGACAAUGGUGAUAUAUUAGUCACUUUAGGUCAUGAUCAAGUAGUACCUAUUCGUAAAAGAAUUGAUGUCGUUUCAUCUGAUACCAUAAAAAGAGUUCGCGAUAUUACCAGGAACUUAGAACCAGUUAUAAGAAAGACUUGUUCUGAUAUUAAUGAAGAGCAUCAAGAUACUGUCGAUUAUGGGAGUGUAUCAAAUCAUAAAGAUGAAUAUUAUCCCAUUGAAAAGCUUGAAGAAGAAACAUUUGAAGCACAAGAAAUUAAUAAUGCUUUCAAUUUUCUCACAGAACAUGAUGACAAUGAAGAUCAUGCUGAGGCAAAAUGUAACCAUUACGAUCAACUUAUAAAUUCACAUAGAUUUAUGUUAUUAACAUGUUCUACUAUAAAAAAUAAACAUUUGUUGAAUUACCAUAAUAAUGAUUGUUCAAAAGUUUUAGAAUAUUGGAAAACCGAUACAAAUAACUUAGCUUUUGAAUCUUCAGAUAAACUUUCUGAAAAUAUUUCGAAAAAUAUAUCUCAUCCUUUUAGUUAUGAAUUCGAAACUAAUAAUAUGAAUAUUAUUAAAAAAUGUUCCGAAGAAGAAAUGUUUGUUCAAGCCAAAAAAAGAUCAUUUCAACAUGCACAUCGUAAAUCUUGGACAGAAGGAACCACAUUCAAAAUUGUAACACAGGAUGCAUUCUCACGAUUCGAUAGAUCAAGUAGUUUAAGAGAAUAUAAUUGCUCACAACCAAUUUUCAAUGGUAUUCAUCGGCAGUCUAGUUUUAUUUUAAGUUGUUCAAUAAAACAAGAAAUAGAAACCAAUAAAGAAGAUCAAGGGGAUAGAUAUUCAGAUUGUUCGGAAGUAGAUUGGUCAUGGCUGGAAGAAAUAGAAUAUCCGCGAGUUACGGAGUCGUUAGCAGUUAGUGUGGUUGACGCGGUUCAGGAAAACACAAAAGGAAGGAGUGCAUCCCCCACCAAUGAAACUGCAAAGCGCAGGCGCAAUCACGAGUAUCGUGCCAUCGAAGCGGGUUGUAGUGCCGCGAUGUCUGUUUCUGGAACAGUGAAAUCCCUAGUAGUUGAUAGUUCGCGAUGGUCAACAUCCGAUCCGUUGUCUGAUUGUAACAGACAUGAUCAGAAUGAAAUUAUACAUUGCAACGCAAAUAACGAAAUUAUCGAUCAGGAAAUACGUGAAAACUCUACAGUUGUUAAUUCUUGGGUACGAGCUUCAAUGAGACGUUUGCGCCAUUUAAGAUUACCGGAAGAAACCGAACGACAACGAAGCAUCGAUUCGAAUAAUUGCCGCGGAACUAUUGCGUCCGCGCCAAAUUCUUUACCAGAUAUCGCCCUAAUUGCACCAGAAAUAUUAGCUGCCCAAACAAAUGGUACAUCCGGCACUCUUGUGAGACCAUCAAGUGCUCCUGUUAGAAAUACAAAUAAUUUAAAUGUUGUAUUCCAAAGAAGUGAAAGACAAUUUCGAGGAAGUCGAUCGCAAAGAAUAAGAAAUCGUGAAAUUACUUCGAGGCAAAAUAGUGUUUUGUCGUCAACUACGGGUAGUGACACAACCGUUUCAGGAACUACGACAUAUUCUAGUUCUUUUGGCGGUAUUUCUACAAGUCCACCUUCCAGCACGACAAGUCCACAACGCAUCGCUUCCAGACGAAUAUGUGAAAGGCAAAGAGAUGUUGAUAGAAAUGAAGAUAGAGCAGAGGAUGAGGACGAGGAUGCUAAUCCAUUGGGAAAAUGGCCACAUGCUCUUAGUCCAGCUUUAGCAUAUCUCAGUUGCACCCUUGGUCUUUUUAAUAUAAGUAGAUUUUCUAUUCUGAGUAUACAAUUUGGAGCAAAUUUUAUUGUACAAUUUUUAAUUUUAUCUUUGAUAUUGGGUAUUCCACUUUUGACGUUACAUGUAUGUCUCGGUCAAAGAUUGGCGGCUGGAUCUGUAAAUAUGUGGAAAAUUUCACCUGUUUUUCAAGGUGUUGGAAUAGCUCUUCUAAUUGCACAAGCUUUUAUUGGUAUUUAUAGUGUUGUUGGCAUAUCUUGGAUGUUCGUAUAUUUUAGAGAUUCGUUCAUAACGAAACAGGAUAAGUAUCGAUGGGCAGAACCAUUUUCUUUAUACAGGGAAGAUAAAUCUAUACAAAAUAAUAGUAAUUUGCAUAAAUUAUAUGAAACAGUACCAGAUUAUUUUAGCGGAGUUGUCUUGCAAAGACAUCAUUUAAAUGAAUCAGAUCCUGGUGUUAUAACAUUGAAGUUUCAAUUAGCUUUUAAUUUAGCCGUUGUAUGGAUGAUUGUAUUUGUAUCAUUAAGCAAAGGAUUAAAAUCUUAUGGAAAAGUAGUGUAUGUUUUUACACUAGUACCCGUAUUUGGUACUUUAGUUCUUUGUACAAAAUUGCUCGGUCUUACGCCACCAGGUUCUAUACAUCAACUAUUUCCAGCCACUGUAUGGACCGAAUUUUUUAUUAAUGGUAAAUCGUGGUUAGCUGCAUCUAUUGAAGUUUUUCUUACAUGGGGAUUAUUUGGUGCAGCUGCUAUGCAGAUAGCUGCUCAUAAUAAGCACAAACAUCUAUUACAACGAGAUACGAGUCUUGUAAUUGUAUUAACAAUUGCAGUUCUACUUCUCGCUGCUUUUCUGGCAAAUACUUGUGUACAAGUUCUCAAACAUCACGGAUAUAUUUAUAUACCUAGUUCAUUUGAAAAAAUAUCAUUAUAUAUGUUUAUGAGACCCGUCAAUCAACCUGCACCAUCAGGAUAUAGUAGUACACCAGAAAGAUUUAUGGCACAUACUUCUUUUAUUGUUGGAGAGCGUGUAACUCGUCCUGGUGCAGAUUUUAGCAUUGAAUCUGGUUAUCAAGCUUUAAGAUUAUCGACUGAAUUGGUUCCCGCAACAUUAGCAUUACUAGGUACUGAGCAAGUAUCGCCAUUUUGGGCAAUACUCUUUUAUUUCAUUCUUAUUCUAUUUGGAAUAGCCCAACAGCUGGCAAUAUGGCAUUGUGUGAUAACUGGUAUUAUGGCAAUCAAUACAAAAAUGAUGAAGUUGUGGGAAACUACUGUUACAUUCUUCAGUUGUGCUUGUGCUUACAUACUAGGUUUACCUAUGGCUACAGAAAAAUAUUUGUACAAUCAUGUGAAACAUUGCGGAUCUGUUUUAGAGGAAUGUUCUUUUAAAUGUGGAGUUUAUGUACCUCGAAAAAAUAUGGAAAAUCACCGAAAAAUAUGCAACAGGAAUAUUACUAAAGGAAAUAAUCAGAUAAAAGAAAUUCAAGAUUCUUUAUGGAAAAAUAAAGUAUUUUCUGUUCUAACAUUGCUACGAUCUGCAAUAAAUAUUGAGGAAAAAGAACGCAGAAUUCUUCACGAUAAUAUGUCUCAAUGCUUAAAAUUACUGAAUUCUCAACAAAAAUCAAUUGAUUUUUUACGAUUUCAACUUACUAAUAUAAUAAAAGAAUGUCACCAGUCUACUGAAAUGUUAAAUCAAAAAUUAAAUGAUUUAGAAAUCACUUGUGAUAACAUGGAACAACGUACUAGUUUAAGUUUUCAACAAAUCUCGGAACAAUUGAAAUUUUUACAUGAUGAAUUAACUAAUGAACAAAAUAAGCAUGAUGAAGUAUUAGGUAAUUGGUCUUUAGAAUUAAAAGAUCUAAAGACUUUUUUAACAAAGGAAAAUGUACAUAUAAAUAAUAUAUGGCAAGAACAACAACAGUCAAUUAACGAUCUUAAAUUAGAAUUGGAAAUGAGAUGUAAGAAUUCAAAGGAAUUAAUGGAUCAGCAAAGAUUCAUAAUGGAGAAAAUAAAAGAUCUAGAAAAAGAAAUACAAGGACAAUUGGAAAUCACUACUAAUCAAAAGAGUGAUAUCAAAGAAUUGAAAUUUCAAAUGAAAGAAAAUCUAAAAUAUUUAGAAGAAUUGAUUAAAGAUAAUUUAAAAUUUAAUAUUUCAGAAUUUCCUAAUUAUCAAUAUAAACACGAAUGUUGUGAUCAAUAUUCAAAUAAUGGUCGUCUUUUAUGGAAAAUUGAUCGCUAUAAAGAGAAAAUGACAGAGGCAAAAGAAAAUCAUUGUGUUCUUUAUAGUCCAAAGUUUUUAAGUAAAGAAUAUGGAUAUACUUUAAGAUUAAAGUUAUUUCUAAAUGGUAUAGGGCAAUGGAAAGAUCGACAUAUUAUUGGAUGUCUACAAGUUGAAACUGGAAAAUGGGAUCCACUCUUAGAUUGGCCUUGUAUUCUUAAAGCAACAGCUAUCUUAAGAAAUCAAGAAAAUCCAGCAAAUGAUGUAAAAAAAUUUGUAAAAGCUGUAGGACAGGAUAAAUCGAAUUCUAAUGAUGUGAAUAAAGAAACUGGAAUUUACAUGUUUAUUCCACAUACAAUUUUAACUCGUUAUCCUGGAUAUAUUAAAGACAAUGCAUUGUUUUUAGAUAUUCAAGUGACAAAUACAAAAUCUAGUCUGGGCAUACACGUUGUAUAUUAUCUAGAUUAUACAAUCGGAGGUACAUGGUGGAUAAUAAUUUUAUAUUUGGUGCAAGUCGGUGCUGUAUUCGCAGUACGAGGACGUCCACAUAGCGGUGAAGCGGUAGUUGCCGAAUUGUUUCCUCCAACUGGUCGAUGUCUCAGACAUUGGGCUGGUCCUCUUCUAUCAUUUACGUGGAAUGUUAUAUUACCUGUUAUUCUUAUGGUACUUAGUAUUACGAUAUUUAAAAAUGCUGGAUUUCGAGAACUUUAUUCUUAUCGACGAACUGUUAAAGAAUAUUGGACUAUUUGGACAAAACAACUCGGAGCUACAAUCCAAUUAAUACCAAUACUAACAAUACCGGCAGUAGCUAUUAUACAAACAUGCCGAUAUCUAAACAACGGUCCACCUGAUAUAUUUGAUAGAAUUCAAUUGUUAUAUCGACCAUCUUUGGAAUCGGAUGAUCCACGAGAUACGCAAACACAUAUUGGAAAUGAUAUAAAUACUAGCAUUCAUGGUAAUGCUAUUGUGCAUGCGACGGCAGAAAUACCAUUUGAGGAUCCGCCACCGAAAUAUACACCUCCUCCAAGUUAUACUACAGCAACUGGCGCAAGGAUAGCAAAGAUGUUGAGGCAAAGUUUUCGAAGAAGUGUACGUCGAAUAGUAAACGUUCUUGGUGAAAGCAGUACUCCGAGACAAAGACCAGCGUUACAGCCUCCACCUCCUGAUUAUGCUACUGUACUUGUAGAAAUGAAUCAAAAUAGACAAACACAAGAUGUAACAAUUCAUAUAACUGAAACAGGAAAUGAGAACACUAAUUUAAACAUUCGAAAUAAUGAUACAGAAAGACAUAGGCCUAAUACAAUAGACAGAACAAUGGCAAUUAGUGCAAUAGAAAACUCGGAUGUGGUCGGAAGGUCACAUUCGAUACUCGAAACACCUCGAUCAUGUUUAAUUUCAUCGAGCAGUUCAAAUUUAACUGCAGUCGAUGUGGCAAAUUUACUUCGUAGUAGUAUUAGAAGAGGAACUACACGAACGCAACAUUCUUUACAUAGAAGUUUUUGUCAUGACGAACCAACUGUAGCAGCAUCCGUUGAAAAUCUAGUCGAGGCUGCGGCGCCAAUCGGUGAAGAAUCCUUAGUCCUUCCGAAGGACGUGUCUCUAGUCUCCAAUGAACAGAUUAACAAUAAUAGCGAUGGUAAAAAGACUGCCGAAGAAAUGGAUUAUACCGUUUCCGUGAUAUAGAUUAUAUUUGUCUUUAAAAUUUUAAUGAAAAAUAAUCUAAAGAUUGUUUAAUUUCUGCUAUAUAAUGUUAUUAUUAUGGUGAUAUAGAAUCAUAUUGCACUGUCGACUACAGACCAGAGAUUUAAUCAUUACAAGAUCAAAAACCAGACAUUCUAAUUUAGCGACCAAAUUUAAUAAUAAUGUUGAAAAAUUGUUAAUAUCAUAAUAAAUUUUUCUAUCAAAUUUUUACAUUUGGUCUGCACUCAUAUUUUAAUAUCAUAUGACUCAUAUAUUUCAAUUGUCAUUACGAUUAGCUGUUAUCUAUAUGUUACCGAUAAUUUCAUAAUCGCUAACCACAUAUUGGUAUCGAGAAUUAAAGUCAAUCAAAUCUA